Messenger RNA from Kluyveromyces lactis, 504 nucleotides. It is a transcript of the gene IMP1, whose product is annotated as endopeptidase catalytic subunit IMP1. Gene Ontology annotation, cellular component: membrane; mitochondrial inner membrane peptidase complex. Bases 1 to 504 code for a protein of 167 amino acids. The record is from RefSeq and is a predicted model, not a curated record. The transcript has a single exon. Gene Ontology annotation, molecular function: serine-type endopeptidase activity. Lineage: Eukaryota; Fungi; Ascomycota; Saccharomycetes; Saccharomycetales; Saccharomycetaceae.
AUGAGUUGGCUUAAUAUUGGUAGCUAUGUGGUACGUACAGUUUGUUUGAUACAUAUAACUCAUACACAUUUCUAUGAGUUUACAGAAACGAGAGGUGAAUCAAUGUUACCGACCUUGAAUAGAGUAAACGAUUACGUCCAUGUUCUGAAAUGGUAUAAGGACGGACGAGACUUAAAGAUGGGAGACUGUAUAGUUGCUAUGAAGCCCACAGAUCCACAAUCUAGAGUUUGCAAACGAAUAACUGGAAUGGAGGGUGAUUUGAUAUUAGUUGAUCCCAGUCAAGAAGAUGAUGAGGAAGCUUACGAAACUUUUAUCAGGGUUCCAAAGGGUCACGUAUGGGUGACUGGGGACAAUCUUUCUCAUAGUUUAGACUCCAGGACAUAUAAUUCGAUACCCAAGGGUUUAAUCAAGGGGAAGAUCGUAGCAGCGAACGAUUUCAGCAAGCCUCUAUCGACUUUUUGGGGGUUUAGAGAAAUCACUAACAGCUAUUUUGAUGAGAAAUGA